This is a messenger RNA of Cladophialophora yegresii CBS 114405, 495 nucleotides long. RefSeq lists its product as uncharacterized. The record is from RefSeq and is a predicted model, not a curated record. The transcript has a single exon. The coding region runs from base 1 to 495 and encodes 164 amino acids. Lineage: Eukaryota; Fungi; Ascomycota; Eurotiomycetes; Chaetothyriales; Herpotrichiellaceae.
AUGAAGUCCUUCCUCGCCAUGCCCGCGGUUUUCGCCCUGGGCGCCCUCGCCACCGACUCGUCCUCCAGCUGGGCAUACACGUGGACGUUCUCCAGCAGCCACAGCACCUGGACGUCGGCGACCUACGCGGCCGUUGCCAACGCGACAGCCGCCACGGCCGUCGAAGCAGUCGCCUCCAGCGCCACCACCACCAAUGCGCCGUGGUCCGAGUGGCUCUACACGACCUCGUACACCGCGACGUACAGCUCCGGGAGCUCGACGUGGGACAUCCCCACGACGGUCAGCUACAGCGAGGCGCAGAACUUCACGAGCAUGAUCGCCGCGCCGACCACGGCCGUGUCCAGCAGUUUGGAGGUCAAGGCCACGACGACCACGCCCGCUAGCGUUCCCGCGAGCACGACGGCCGUGGCGUCGGUUUUCACUGGUGGUGCUGUCAGUGAGAAGGCCAUGGGGUUGGGCGCUCUGGCUGUUGCUGGGUUGGCUUUCGUCCUAUAG